Messenger RNA from Synchytrium microbalum, 630 nucleotides. RefSeq lists its product as uncharacterized. Gene Ontology annotation, molecular function: peptide-methionine (R)-S-oxide reductase activity. NCBI's taxonomy places the organism in Eukaryota, Fungi, Chytridiomycota, Chytridiomycetes, Synchytriales, Synchytriaceae. The record is from RefSeq and is a predicted model, not a curated record. Gene Ontology annotation, biological process: protein repair; response to oxidative stress. The transcript is spliced from 6 exons. Bases 1 to 630 code for a protein of 209 amino acids.
AUGUCGUCUGCUCAAACCGUCCAAAAGUCGGACUCGGAAUGGAGGGCCGUACUUAGUAAAGAACAGUUCAGAGUGCUACGAAUGAAGGGAACCGAGGCACCCGGAAGUAGUCCUAUUGAGAAGUCGAAGGCGGACGGAAUCUACGGCUGUGCUGGAUGUGGUACUCCUCUUUACAAAUCAACUACGAAAUUCGAUUCCGGUUGUGGUUGGCCUGCUUUCUUUGAUGCCAUUCCUGGAACUGUUACAAGGCACGAAGACAACAGUGGCGGAAUGCAACGCAUUGAAAUAACAUGUACCGCAUGCGGUGGCCAUCUAGGCCAUGUUUUCAAAGGGGAAGGGUUUCCAACGCCGACAGAUGAGCGUCACUUGGAAGAAGUUCCCGUAUCUAAACGCAGGAGAUUCAUGAACAUAUCAGCUGCCGUGGAAGAGCGAAUCAGUCGUGGUGAAUAUGCCAACCUCAUGGCUCAAUUCGGUGACCAUCUGCUUCCGUCGUGGCACCCUUAUACUAGAAUGGCCAACAAGGUGUCUGCUAAGCUGAUUGAAGUCACUGGCCUGAAAGAUGCUUUUAAAUGGGAAGUCCACGUUGUGGAUGCGCCGAUGGUGAAUGCAAUGGUUCUUCCAGGCAAGUAG